GCGCGCCAGUUCAUCGUUCAUCAAUGGCAGAUCAAUUGACUGAGGAGCAAAUCGCUGAGUUCAAGGAGGCUUUCUCCCUCUUCGACAAGGACGGUGAUGGUACCAUCACAACCAAGGAGCUUGGUACUGUUAUGCGCUCCCUCGGACAGAAUCCAACGGAGGCCGAGCUUCAGGACAUGAUUAACGAGGUUGAUGCUGACGGAAACGGAACCAUCGAUUUCCCGGAGUUCCUCACAUUGAUGGCGAGAAAAAUGAAAGAUACGGACUCGGAGGAAGAGAUCCUCGAAGCCUUCAAAGUUUUCGACAAGGACGGAAACGGUUUCAUUUCUGCUGCUGAGUUGCGUCACGUUAUGACUAACCUUGGAGAGAAGCUCACUGAUGAGGAAGUUGAUGAAAUGAUUCGUGAGGCUGAUAUCGACGGUGAUGGACAGAUCAACUAUGAGGAAUUCGUCAAGAUGAUGAUGGCAAAGUGAAAUCGCCGCAGUUCUCAUGUUUCCAGCAUGGAUACAAGUCGGUUAUUCCAUCUUCUUGAUACCCUUAGUGAGAACGGACACGUAAGCCAUGAUCACAAGAAGAUUCACCAAAUGACAUGGAUCAUCGGAAACGAUUUGUUUUCGUGCACGAGAAGCUCAAGUUUUUUCAUCAAGUUUCAUGGACGAUGAACAACCUUGGUUGAUUCAUUAUUAACCUAGUUUAAACCUCACUUUUUUUGACAUGUGCAUUAAAUGGUUGUGCUACACCC
This is a messenger RNA of Guillardia theta CCMP2712, 742 nucleotides long. RefSeq lists its product as hypothetical. NCBI's taxonomy places the organism in Eukaryota, Cryptophyceae, Pyrenomonadales, Geminigeraceae. The transcript has 6 exons. The coding region runs from base 24 to 473 and encodes 149 amino acids. The record is from RefSeq and is a predicted model, not a curated record. Gene Ontology annotation, molecular function: enzyme regulator activity; calcium ion binding.